Molecule: messenger RNA, 464 nt
Organism: Mesorhabditis spiculigera
Lineage: Eukaryota; Metazoa; Nematoda; Chromadorea; Rhabditida; Rhabditidae
Source: the annotation of a GenBank genome assembly
AUGAAGACGCUGAUCCAGAACCGCUACCAGGGUCGGGCCCCCGGGGCCUUUUACCUAAACCGACUCAUUGGCGAGUACCCGGAAGUGGCUGUUGAAGCCGUGAUCGCCGAGCUGGUGCUGGACCGAAUCCACGAGAUUGGCGAGAAGUACGAGGAGAUCAACAAGAAGUGGCUGUCGCUAAAAACCGAGAUCAAGACCUACUGCGGCGGCAAGAUGCUUGAGUACCACCCGCGCUGGACGGAUGCGGUGGCCAUGGAGCGCGUCUACAAGCAGCGCGACUUGGACAGUGUCCCGAAAUUGAUGCACAAGGUCCGCGAAGCGUUCUACGAAAUCAUUCGCGAAAGCCCAUGGGCCGAUCCGCCCACCCAGGACGUUGCUGUGGGCAAGAUCAAAAACGUUUCAAUGCACAUCGGGCAAGAUGUCGAGACAUGGCCGAGGCGCCAGGUCGAGGCGUACUACAAGAA